AUGGACAAAUUAUCAACAACUUUCAUCAAGUGUGCCGGAAGCUUCCUAGCGAUACGACGUUCCAGCUACACUUUCGCUUACUCGGAGGAAAAGGAGGUAUGCUACAGCUUCGGAUCACUUCUGCGCUCGUUUCGUGUGAAUAAAAGUACCAAUCAGCUGAUGUGUCGUGACCUCAAUGGUCGUCGUCUAGCUUCCAUCGAUGAAGAGCAGAAGUUGAAGAAAUGGAUUGAAAGAGCUGCAGAGCGUGAAAAGGAGAAAAUAGCGAAGAGGAAUGCGAAGUAUGAAAAGCUCAAGUCUGGCCCGCCUAAACACAUGUUCAAUGAUCCCGAUUAUAUUCGCCAAAAGGAAACUAUCAUAGAAAAAACCGAGGAAGCCUUUGAACAAGGUUUUGUUGAGUUUUUGAAAGAAGAGCAGGAGAAGAAGAACAAACCCGUCGUUGAGUCUUCUUCGGAUUCGGAUUUUGAUAUUGACGAUUUGCCCGGUAGUUUGAGGAAUGAGAAGAAGAUGAUGAUUCUGAUUCCGAUUCUGAAGAAAAUGACGUUGAUCCUGAGUUGUUGA
Cylicostephanus goldi is the source of this 558-nucleotide messenger RNA. The record is from the annotation of a GenBank genome assembly. Lineage: Eukaryota; Metazoa; Nematoda; Chromadorea; Rhabditida; Strongylidae.